AUGGAGCAGUUGCGGGAGCUGGUGGUGGACAAGAACAAGAUCAAGCAGUUCGACGAGAAGAGCUUCGAAGGGCUGCGGUCCCUGCGUGAGCUCCGAGCUGAAGACAACGGCCUUAAGAGUCUCUUGAACCUGGGCCCUUUGCCCCGCCUGCGGGCGCUCUACUUGUCGGUGAACCGCAUCGCCGAGCUGUCGGAGCUGGACCGGUUGCGGCACUUGCGACAUCUGCUGGUGGUGCACAUGGCGCAAAACCCCGUGGCGCGGAAGCCGCAGUACCGCCUCCAGCUCUUGCACUGCGUGCCCUCCGCGCGAGCGGUGGAUGGCAAGGAGGUUUCAACUGAGGAGCGCGAGCGGCUGGAGCAAAUUGCGAUGACGGACAGCAAGUCCAACGCAGUGUACGUCUUCAACGAGCCUCCGCCGCCCAAUGUGCAAGUGACCUACAUGACGCCCCCUGUGGCUACGGUGCAAGUUCCGGCGAGCGACUCCAAAGCUGCGGAGCCCCGAACAGAGCGCAGAACCUCGCAGGUGGAGUUCGAUGCUCCAGGCUUGAAGAAGGACCGGGCGCAGUCCGCGCCGCGGCGACAAAGCACCGACGGGCGAGGGAGAUGA
Molecule: messenger RNA, 606 nt
Organism: Effrenium voratum
Lineage: Eukaryota; Dinophyceae; Suessiales; Symbiodiniaceae
Source: the annotation of a GenBank genome assembly